UCUUCUGCCUGAUGUCAGAGCUCAGAAAGAAAUGAGGGGUAUAUAAGUGCUGUAUUACAUGCUAGCGAGGAAGGUGGAGACAAGGAAUACUUCAGACUCAGAAGCAAGUGUGAGAUUGUUCCUGCACUAUUCCUUCUAAUACAGACACUUGCUUGAUUUCAUCAGCUAAUUCCUCAACCACCAAAAGAAAUGCCCAAAGGAGAGAUGUGCAGCCUCAAGGGACCUUUUCUUUUCAUCAUAUUGUCUAUUACUUUAAGUACCCUGGAAGCAACGCCUGUUGAGAGACUUCUCACUUUGGCUGAUGAUUUAUCUGAUGGGACUCCCAACAGACAAGAGUGGUUCUUACCCAUCCUGUCCAGAAGUACCGGUUACUUGGGAAUUAAUGGUGCACUACUGGGGGAAGAAGUGGCAAAGCCCAAAAGCCACCGCUUGGAGAAACGGAAGUGCAACACCGCUACGUGCGUGACACAACGCCUGACUGACUUCUUGGUCCGGUCCAGCAACACCAUUGGUACUAUCUAUUCACCGACCAAUGUAGGAUCCAACACCUAUGGCAAGAGAGACCGAGAACCUCCCAACUAUCUACAGCUUUAAUGUCGCAAGAAGGUGAUGGCUGCGGUCCUUCUUAGGAAU
This is a messenger RNA of Elgaria multicarinata webbii, 633 nucleotides long. It is a transcript of the gene IAPP, whose product is annotated as islet amyloid polypeptide. The transcript is spliced from 4 exons. Lineage: Eukaryota; Metazoa; Chordata; Lepidosauria; Squamata; Anguidae. Gene Ontology annotation, molecular function: hormone activity. Gene Ontology annotation, cellular component: extracellular region. The coding region runs from base 190 to 594 and encodes 134 amino acids. The record is from RefSeq and is a predicted model, not a curated record.